GUCGGUCGGACGGACGGACGGCGGCAGCUGAGCUGCAGCGGCUGCUGGUACCCCGCGCUCCCUUCCUCCUUCCCUCCUUCCCUCCCCGAGCCCGGCCGCCCUGCCCGACAGGCAUGGCACUGACCGUGGAUGUCGUGGGCCCGGCGCCCUGGGGCUUCCGCAUCACCGGGGGCAGAGAUUUCCACUCGCCCAUCAUAGUGACCAAGGUGACCGAGAGGGGCAAGGCCGAGGCCGCUGACCUCCGGCCCGGCGACAUCAUCCUGGCCAUCAACGGGGAGCGUGCAGAAGACAUGCUCCAUGCUGAGGCCCAGAGCAAGAUCCGCCAGAGUGCCUCACCCCUGCGACUCCAGCUGGACAGGUCUAGAGUUGCUUCUCCUGGGCAGACCAACGGCGAUGGCUCCUUGGAAGUGCUGGCAGCUCGCUUCCAGGGCUCCCUGAGGACAUGCCGUGACAGCCAGCCCUGUUUGAGGUCUGCCUACGCCAGCCCCACCUCCCUAAGCCCCAGGCCAGGCAGCCCCUUCACCCCACCUCCCACAAGCCCACUCGCCCUCUCUGGAGAGGCCAUGAUUGGUCGCAGUUUCCAGAGUCUGACACACUCACCUGGCCUCGCUACUUCUGACCACUUACCCUAUGGGGGCCGCCCUACAAGCCAACAGGCCGGCCUCGGCCGCGCUGGCGAUUCUGCUGUGCGGGUGCUGCCGCCUUCCCCCGGGCCCCGGUCCUGUAGCCCCAGGUUCAGCAGCGCGGACCUGGAGGAAGACUCCGAGGUAUUCAAGAUGCUGCAGGAGAACCGAGAGGCACGCGCUGCCCCGCGGCAGUCCAGCUCCUUUCGGCUUUUGCAGGAGGCCCUGGAAGCUGAGGAGAGAGGUGGCACACCUGUCUGCCUGCCCAGCUCACUGAGUCCCCAGGCCUCCCUGCCCACCUCCAGGGCCCUGGCCACCCCACCGAAGCUCCACACCUGUGAGAAAUGCAGUACCAGCAUCGCGAACCAGGCUGUGCGCAUCCAGGAGGGGCGGUACCGACACCCUGGCUGCUACACCUGCGCCGACUGUGGGCUGAACCUGAAGAUGCGUGGCCACUUCUGGGUGGGCGACGAGCUGUUCUGCGAGAAGCACGCCCGCCAACGCUACUCGGCGCAGGGCACCCUCAGCUCUCGCGCCUGAGCCCCGUGGCACUCCGCCCAUCUCCACUCACAGCAUCUGCACGCAUGGCCAUGUGGAGAGCAAGUUGGCAGGGAAGGGGCAAUAGCAGGUGGUGGCUCUUACACGAACUAAGGUUGGGGACCCUGAGGCCCCUUUGUCCUCGCUGGGUGAGGCCAGGGCCUGGGACUCAUCUCGGGCUGCGGGUGCCAAGGGCACUGCCACUCUCUUGGGCCUUUCUCCUGCAGGACAGGUGCUACGCUACAGGCUGAAGGGGCCACUGUGUUUGCUACCUUUAUAGACAGGGUAGCACACAGGUGGAAGUGUCUAGAAGGAGAGGGGUAGGCCCCUGAUUAAUGAUAUUCACUAUGCAAGAUUUUUGACAUAUGAGCUCUAUAAUAUAAAUAUAUACACGUGGACAAAAGGACCUGGUGGUGUUCUUUUCCCUUCCCUGGCCCUUGGUAGGAGCUACUUGCCUCUCUUCUGCUCAUUUUACCAUAAACGGUCCCUGUUCACCUCCCUCAAUCCCCUCUGGUACAUGCCUUGGUGUAGAGGCUCCUUUCUUCUUUCUCUUUUUAUUUUAUUAUUUGAUUUUAUUUUUACAGAGAGUAAGAGAGAGAGAUAGAGGGAGAAUUGGUGAGCAAGGGCUUCAACCACUUUUAAGUGCACUCCGCACGCGUGCGCCACCUAGUGGGCAUGUGUGACCUUGCACUCACCUCACCUUUGUGUGUCUGGCCACCGUGGGAUCUGGAGGGUCGAACAUGGAUCCUUAGGCUUCUCAGGCAAGCGCCUUAACUGCUAAGCCAUCUCUUCAGCACCCCCUUUUUUUGAGACAUGUAACCCAGGCUGGCCUCCAACUUACACCCUUACUGCAUCAACCUUUUGUUUCUUGCCACCAGGUGUAAUGGCUUGUUUCUUUAAGUUGGGAUAUGUGAUUCUUUGACCCUUUUAUAAAGAUGCUCAUUUAUGUGAA
Messenger RNA from Jaculus jaculus (lesser Egyptian jerboa), 2112 nucleotides. RefSeq names its product PDZ and LIM domain 2 (gene Pdlim2). Gene Ontology annotation, biological process: muscle structure development; heart development; actin cytoskeleton organization. NCBI's taxonomy places the organism in Eukaryota, Metazoa, Chordata, Mammalia, Rodentia, Dipodidae. Gene Ontology annotation, cellular component: adherens junction; Z disc; filamentous actin. The record is from RefSeq and is a predicted model, not a curated record. The transcript is spliced from 10 exons. Gene Ontology annotation, molecular function: muscle alpha-actinin binding; actin binding. The coding region runs from base 114 to 1163 and encodes 349 amino acids.